CAAUUCAUUAUUCUCGAUUCUAGAAUGAAAUUUCUAAUUUUCUGUGUGGCUUUUUGGUGCGGAGCUACGUUGGCCUUGCCUCAAAGUGAGCUGAUACGAAGACCAGUGUCAGACCAUCGCAUUGUUGGAGGAUUUCAAACGGCCAUACAAACGUUUCCGUAUCAAGUUUCUUUGAUGAGAUCUGGGACUCAUAUUUGUGGAGGAUCAAUUAUAAGCUCAAAAUGGGUUCUAACAGCGGCUCAUUGUACCAAUGGCUAUACCGCGAAUUAUUUUGCCGUUCGCGUUGGUUCUUCUAACAAAAUGAUCGGCGGAGCUAUCGUCGGAAUAAAAACCAUUAUUCAGCAUGAAAAUUUCAACCGGUUCACCAUCGACUUUGACUACGCCCUCCUCGAAUUGGAGCACACCUUGCCCCGAACGAAAAAAAUCCAAAGUAUCGCUCUACCAAAGCAAGGCGCCAAUUUACCAGACAACGUAAAGUUACUCGUAAGUGGCUGGGGCGAUACUCGAAGCAACACAGAAUCGAAAGUAAUUCUACGAGCCGCUACUGUUUUGCACAUCAAUCACGAUAUCUGCAACGGAGCUUAUGCCGAAUUCGGUGGCAUCACAGACCAGAUGAUUUGUGCAGGUUAUCUUGCUCAAGGAGGCCGAGACUCAUGCCAAGGCGAUAGCGGAGGUCCAUUAGCGGGAAAUGGAACUUUAUAUGGCGUCGUUUCAUGGGGAUAUGAUUGUGCAUCGCCCGGCUAUCCAGGAGUCUAUGCGAAAGUUUCUGCUAUUCGUACGUGGAUUGGAGCCAAAACAGGAAUUUAAUUUUCGUAAACAAUUUCAUCAAUUUUUAUAGAAAAAAAAAAAUAAACAGAGAGGAAAUUGCGGGGAAAUGACAAACGCCAUCACA
Culicoides brevitarsis is the source of this 892-nucleotide messenger RNA. RefSeq names its product trypsin-4-like. NCBI's taxonomy places the organism in Eukaryota, Metazoa, Arthropoda, Insecta, Diptera, Ceratopogonidae. The transcript has 2 exons. The record is from RefSeq and is a predicted model, not a curated record. Bases 25 to 807 code for a protein of 260 amino acids. Gene Ontology annotation, biological process: proteolysis. Gene Ontology annotation, molecular function: serine-type endopeptidase activity.